Messenger RNA from Folsomia candida, 5252 nucleotides. RefSeq names its product glycogen debranching enzyme. The transcript is spliced from 26 exons. The record is from RefSeq and is a predicted model, not a curated record. Gene Ontology annotation, molecular function: amylo-alpha-1,6-glucosidase activity; 4-alpha-glucanotransferase activity. NCBI's taxonomy places the organism in Eukaryota, Metazoa, Arthropoda, Collembola, Entomobryomorpha, Isotomidae. Gene Ontology annotation, biological process: glycogen biosynthetic process; glycogen catabolic process. The coding region runs from base 290 to 4852 and encodes 1520 amino acids.
GGCAAGAAAUGUUGCAUAACCAAGAGUAGUGAGAACAGCUUCUCGGCUACAGAGACGAAGAUCAUCUCAUCUCACUCACGAGUCGGAGAAAAGCGUAUUAUUAUAAGGAAACCUUGAGCAACAUCAACUGUUCAUUGUGCUGUUCGAGUUGGACAGCUCUGCAUUCUCCGAGAAAAAACAUGUCAUUCUUUAACUAACUAUUUAGUGCUUAAUUAUUAUUUUUAUUUCUUGAUUCGUGUGAUAACUUGACAAAUUGAAAUAAGAAGACAGAAUCCGGCAAAAAACUAAGAUGGAAAAAACACCAGCCAAAGAACAACCCCAGCAAAUCCGAGUAAUACAAUUGGAGGAAAGAAAUACUGAAGAUGUCGUCUACCGAGUGGAAAAGGGCACGAUUUUAAAAUUCAGGCUCUCCACACCCCUCCACGGCCAUGCCGUUGAAUUAUUCUGCAACCAUCCUACGUCCCCUCUCGAAGAGUCAUUUGCUAGAGAAACGUAUCACAAAGUUGAUUGGGUGGUGCACAAGGAAAACGAAGAAACAUUCACCAGCUUGACCACUCUGGUUUCUGGAUGCUUUCAAUUCUACGUUCUGAAAGACGGAAAAAAGUCUGGGAGGGGUUACUUCUUAGUUGACCCAGUUCUGAGGAUCGGAAGCAACGAUGAAGUCUUGGCUCUGGACUCGAUCUGUUGUCAAAGUUUUUUUCCCAAGUCGUUGGGUCCGUUGUCAGAGUGGAAAGGGCGUCUUGAAGUUGCUCACCAAUCGGGGUACAAUAUGAUUCAUUUUACCCCCGUGCAGGAAUUAGGCAAGUCAAAUUCUUCCUACUCCAUUUCCAAUCAGCUCGCGUUGAACCCAAUCUUUGGGAAUGUCAAGUUUGACGACGUCCAGAAAGUAGUGAAUGAUAUGAAGCAAGAGUGGGGAGUCUUGUCGAUAUGCGACGUGGUAUUUAACCACACCGCGAAUGAGACGCCAUGGCUGAAAACUAACCCUGAAUCCGGUUACAAUCUGGUCAACAGUCCCCACCUUCGUCCCGCAUACUUGUUGGACUCUGUUCUCUCCGAAUUGAGUAGAGACAUUAGUCAAGAGAAAUAUGCGGAGAGAGGUCUUCCAUCAAAAAUCAAUUCUGAAGACCACUUGAAUGUGAUAAGAGCUCUCUUAAAGGAUGAAUUACUGCCAAAUCUAAAAAUCCAAGAAGUAUUUCUGGUCAAUGUUGACGAACUAGUUGAUAACUUUUCAAAAUUGGUGGAUGCUGGUCAAAAGCCAAAUCUCGAAAAUCUCGACGACCCAGACCUAAAAAUUAUUCAAGAUCCAACAUAUCGCAGAUUCAAAUCUACCGUUGAUCUUAAUCUGGCUGUCAAGAUGCACUUUUGGGAAAAACAUGGCGGUCAUGAUAAGAACGGGGCAAUCGAGUCCUUUCGGCAUCACUUGUACCGAUUAAAUGAAAACAUGUACAACUUGGUCCAGUCCCAUUUGCAUGCUGCCGUGGAGAAUGUAAUUGCUGGGGUGAGAUACGAACGAUUGCAGCAUGACGGACCCAAAUUGCCUCAGGUCACGGACAAAGAUCCGCUAAGCCACAGAUACUUUGUGAACGUCGUGGCACUCGAAGAACAUCAAAGUAUUGCUCAAGCCGAGAAAUUACUGGCGAGUGAAGAUGCUCACUUUGUCCUUGCUCACAACGGGUGGGUCAUUGGUGACGAUCCUCUCAGAAAUUUCGCCGAAGCAGGUUCCAACAUUUAUUUGAGAAGAGAACUAAUCGUUUGGAGUGACAGCGUCAAAUUGAGGUUUGGCCCGGGUCCAUCCUACUGCCCAUUCUUGUGGGACGUCAUGAAAAAAUACGUGGAAACGACCGCUACCGUUUUUCACGGCUUACGCCUCGAUAACUGUCACUCGACGCCAAUUCAUCUCGCAGAAUACUUGUUGGAUGCGGCGAGAAAUGUUCGCCCAGAUUUAUUUGUGGUUGCCGAGCUCUUCACCAAUUCGGACAGGACGGACAACAUUUUUGUUAAUCGACUAGGAAUCACGUCAUUAAUUAGAGAGGCAAUGUCAGCUGGAGAUUCGCACGAACAAGGUCGUCUCGUCUAUCGGUAUGGAGGACUACCAGUCGGAACCUUCGUCCAAGAACCGGUCAGACCAAUGAUGCCUUCAAUUGCUCAUGCGCUGAUGAUGGAUCAGACCCAUGAUAAUCCGAGCCCCAUCACCAAACGAAGCGUUUACGACGUUCUCCCCACCGCCGCGAUGGUAUCAAUGGCUGGCUGUGCAACGGGAAGCAAUCGUGGCUUGGAUGAGUUUGUUCCACAUCACAUUCAUGUCGUUCACGAGUCACGCUUCUACUCAAGUUGGUCAUCUGAAGAUUCGGUCAAGGCAGGAGUCGUGAGUAAGAAGAGUGGGAUCAUAUCGGCGAAGAAAGUGCUCAACAAGCUGCAUAUGAAACUAGGACAGGAAGGAUUUAGUGAGGUAUUUGUCGACCAAAUGGACUACGAUAUCGUCGCUGUGACAAGGCAUCAUCCGACCACUCAUGCAAGAAUAGUGCUCGUGACAUACACUGCUUUUUCAUACCCAGGUUGCGACUUUCACAGAACGGGUAACGUCAAAGAUCUAGCAUUCGAAGGUGUCUUGGAAGACGUUUUGUUCGAAGCUCGACUCAAACCGAGUGACCCUGGACGAGGAAACUUCCCAACUCCGUCUGCAUUUGAAAAAGAUGGCACCUUCAUCAACGCCGUGCAAGGUUUUGAAUGCGUCGUCAAAGAAAACUUUCCCGUAGGCGAGUCCAAAUUUGUAAAAUUGGAAGGAAAUACUAUCAAGUUUGUCAACUUCCAGCCUGGAUCGGUCAUUGCAUUUCGGAUAAAUCCUCCCUCAUCCGUCACUGAGGCUGUAGUUGCUCUAAGGGAACUCAUUUGCAAGGACCAUCUCAAGCAGACAAUUGCGCCCAUGACAUUUAACGAUUUGAACACGACGCUCUACAAGUGCGAAGAGGAAGAGAAAAACUUUUCUGGAUUCGGAUUGUACAACAUUCCCAAUUUUGGGACCUUUGUAUACGCUGGACUCCAAGGCAUUCACAGCACUUUGGCCGACGUACGAUUAAGGAAUGACACUGGACACCCGAUAUGCGACAAUCUACGAGCUGGGGACUGGUUAAUGGAGUACACAUAUUCUCGCCUGCUCAAAACCGAAGGGACAAAGCCGCUCGGCAUAUUAAUGCAAAAGUGUGCAGAUGAGAUGCACAAAAUACCACGAUAUCUAGUACCUCGCUAUUUCGACCUGAUUAUACGAAACGUGUACCUGUCUUGCAUCGAUGAGGCAUGGAAUAAGAUGUCACCCUUCGUCCAAAACUCGUCCCCCUUUGUGAAAGCUUUAUCUCUCGGCUCAGUACAGUGUUGCGGAUUGAGUUUGUCUGGACCGCUGCCCAACCUUUCACCAAAUCUGGUCGGACCAAAACCUAGUAUGAUCAAAUCUGUGGAUGGUCAUGAGGUCCAGGAUUGUGGAUCACUUUGUGCUGGCCUUCCUCAUUUUUCUACCGGUUACAUGCGAAAUUGGGGAAGAGACACGUUCAUCUCACUGCCUGGUCUUUUAAUUUUGACUGGAAGACAUGCCGACGCAAGGAAUCAUAUCCUCGCCUACGCUUCAGUGCUAAGACACGGACUGAUACCAAAUCUGCUCGACCGUGGCACCAACUCGAGAUACAACUGUCGCGACGCCACAUGGUUUUGGCUUCAAGCAAUCAAAAUCUAUGUUGAAAAUGUUCCCUUUGGAGAAGGAAUUUUAAAAGACAGAGUUUCAAGAAUGUGGCCUAAUGAUUUUGGAGGUGCAGUUUUAGAUCAUUCGGUGGAACAAUCCCUCGAAGACGUAAUGCACGAAACAUUGCAACGACAUUUUGAAGGGAUAAGUUUUCGUGAAAGGAACGCCGGGAAUCGGAUUGAUGGUCAUAUGCAAGACGAAGGAUUUAACGUUGUCGCUGGUGUAGAUUUAGAAACUGGGUUCGUUUAUGGUGGAAAUGCUUUCAAUUGUGGAACUUGGAUGGACAAGAUGGGAAGUAGUGACAAUGCCGGCGUGAGAGGUGUCCCUGCCACUCCACGAGACGGUUCCGCCGUUGAACUGGUUGGAUUAUCUGCCAGCGUUCUCAAGUUUCUGGCCGAAAUUCAUUCCGCUGGGAAAUACAGUCAUAGUUCAGUGCAAAGGACGGAUGCAGAUGGAAAAACGAUCACUUGGACCUUAUCUGAAUGGAACUCAAAAAUCCAAAAGAACUUUGAAAGUAAGUUUUGGAUCGCUGAGAAUCCCAGCGACAGGUGCCAUGAUCCACACGAAAAUCUUAUCAAUCGUUCCGGAAUAUAUAAGGAUUCAUAUCGUGCCUCCUCCCGAUUCUGUGAUUAUCAAUUACGACCCAACUUUUUAAUCGCGAUGGCUGUCGCACCGCACUUGUUCACUCCAAGCAAUGCAAUUAUCGCUCUUGGGAAAGCGAAAUCCAUCCUACUUUCUGAACUUGGCAUGAGAACGUUGGACCCCUCGGAUUGGAAUUAUGACGGAAAUUAUGAUAAUAGCAACGACUCCGCGGACAGGAAGGUUGCACAUGGUUUCAACUAUCACAACGGACCGGAAUGGCUGUGGCCUGUUGGCUUCUAUUUGCGAGCUUAUCUCAAAUUCUGUACCCAAAAUGGACAGAAGUCGGACGCAAUUCGUCACGUACGUCGCGUCAUUUCCAAGCACUGGCGAUACGUUCAGGCCUCACCGUGGAAAGGGCUGCCUGAAUUAACCAAUUUGGAUGGGGCUGAAUGCUGGGGAAGUUGCCGAGUUCAAGCGUGGAGUAUGGCGACAAUGUUGGAGGUUAUAAAGGAUUUAACAGAGCUAGAAAAACACUCAUAGUGCGCGAAAUUUCGUUUAGAUCAUUCCUCUACUUCAAUUUUGACGGCGGAAUAAUGUAGUAAACUGAUCACGUUAUUUAAUCCAAAUGAAAAUCAUCUUUCGUUGCAAAUACUGAGACUUUAGUAGCAAUAAAUAAGUGGCAAUACAUAGAGCUAGUAAUAUAUGUCGUAGUGUUACAUAUGUACUCGGAUAUACAUAAUAUGUGUCAAAAUGUGUCAAUGUCUUGUGUUCCAAAACUGCCAUAUUUUUAACUAGAGCAGGAAUCGCUAGCCAAUUAAAAAACAAGUAGUAAUACGUAAAGAAAUCGUGUAGUAAGAAUACUCAGCAAUAUCAUGUCGUAGGUUAUAAAUAACUAAAUAAAUCUGAAUAAGUACGUGUACUUUUCUUAUUAAAUUGAAAA